AUGCUGGCUGCUUCUGCCAGGCAGCAGCUGAAAAGGAGGGCAGGGGCCUGCCAGGAGGGCCUCUCGCUGCUGGCUCGGGGCCUGACGAGCGGCUCUUCCGCCAGCCAGAAGGACGAUGCAGCCCCACAGCAGCAGCCAGAAGGCACAAUAGACUUUGGCUUCCAUCACGUGCCCCGUGACGAGAAGCAGACGCUGGUGGGGCAGGUGUUUUCCAGCGUGGCGCCCUCCUAUGAUGUCAUGAACGACCUGAUGAGCGGCGGCAUGCACCGGUUGUGGAAGGACCGCCUCGUUGAGAAGCUGCGGCCGCGGCCGGGGCAGCGGCACCUUGACGUGGCUGGCGGCACCGGCGACGUGGCCUUCCGAGUGCUGGCCGCCAUGCGGGCUGCGCAGUACGGCGGCGGCAGCAGCUUUGCAAGCAGCAGCGGCGGGGUCGGCGCCACGCCCGGGGCGCCGGCAGCAGCGGGAGCGGCGGGAGAGGGCGCCGGGGCGGCAGCAGCAGCAGCCGGGGCCGCACAACAGGAGGAGCAGGGGCAGCAGCAGCAGGAUCUCCCCAGCAUCACCGUCUGCGACAUCAACGCAGCCAUGCUGGCGGAGGGGCGCAAGAAGGCGGAGGCGGGCGGCAUUGGCCCCGAGAGCAUGCAGUGGGUGGAGGGCAACGCAGAGGCGCUGCCCUUCCCCUCCGCCUCCUUCGACUCCUACACAAUCGCCUUUGGCAUCCGCAACGUCACAGACCGGCCCGCGGCGCUGCGCGAGGCGCACAGGGUGCUGCGGCCAGGCGGGCGGCUGCUGUGCUUGGAGUUCUCCAAGGUGGUGGUGCCUGGCAUGCAGCAGCUGUAUGACCUCUACUCCUUCAACAUCAUCCCACAGAUCGGCAGGGUGGUGGCCAACGAUGCCGCCAGCUACCAGUACCUGGUGGAAAGCAUCCGCAUGUUCCCAGACCAGGAGGCCUGGGCGGCGAUGUUCGAGGAGGCUGGGUUCCGGGGGGUGGACUACGAGAACCUGACGCUUGGGGUGGUGGCCAUCCACUCGGGGUUCAAGAUGGGCUGA
Molecule: messenger RNA, 1047 nt
Organism: Chlorella variabilis
Lineage: Eukaryota; Viridiplantae; Chlorophyta; Trebouxiophyceae; Chlorellales; Chlorellaceae
Exons: 6
Coding region: 1-1047 (348 amino acids)
Biological process (GO): ubiquinone biosynthetic process
Cellular component (GO): mitochondrion
Molecular function (GO): methyltransferase activity
Source: RefSeq, a predicted model, not a curated record